AAGGCCCCGCCUCUCCCCAGCGAAAGCCAGUCACAGCCUGUCCUCAGCUUCCACUUCCCGUCCGAUCCUGGGCACUAAAGAGAUUUGUGUCUGCGAUGGCUGAUGAUCAAGAGAGAGACUUGCAGAGAUUUCUGGAAAAUGUGGAUGAAAUAACCAGUUUAAUCCAAGAGAUGAAUUCUGAUGAUCCCUUCAUACAGCAGAAAGCUGUCCUGGACUCGGAAAAGAAACUCCUGCUGAUGGAGAGAGAGCAAGAGGAGGACGGGUGCAGGACCACUCUGAAUAAGACCAUGAUCAGUCCUCCACAAACUCCCGAGAAUGCAGAUGAAAUGAGCCCAGAUGCCUUCUUGGCAUCCGUGGAGAAGGACGCCAAGGAACGAGCCAAGAGAAGACGAGAAAACAGAGUCCUGGCAGAUGCCCUGAAGGAGAAGGGGAACGAGGCCUUUGUCAGGGGCGACUAUGAAACAGCCAUAUUCUUCUACAGUGAGGGCUUGGGGAAGCUCAAGGACAUGAAGGUGCUGUACACCAACCGAGCCCAGGCUUUUAUAAAACUUGGGGACUAUCAGAAGGCUCUUGUGGAUUGUGACUGGGCUCUGAAGUGUGAUGAGAAUUGUACAAAGGCCUAUUUCCACAUGGGGAAAGCCCACGUGGCCCUGAAGAACUACAGCAAGGCUAAAGAAUGUUAUCAGAAGAUUGAAGAGAUAAACCCCAAGCUGAAGGCACAGGUGAAAGAACACCUAAAUCAAGUAACUCUUCGAGAGAAAGCAGAUCUUCAAGAGAAGGAAGCCCAAGAAUCUCUGGAUUCAGGAAAGAACACAGCAGUGACGACCAAAAAUCUCCUGGAAACCCUAUCCAAGCCUGGCCAGACACCCUUGUUCUAUGCAGGAGGCAUUGAGAUUCUGACAGAAAUGAUGGCUGACUGCACAGAGCGAACGUUGUUCAGAACCUACGGUGGAUUCAGCACCAUCAGUGACCAUGAGGUCAUCAGAAGGUGCCUCUUCUUAACAGGGAAGGAUGCAGUCGAGGAGGUGCUUUGCGUAUCUGUUCUAAAACUCUGGCAGGAGGUUUGCGUCGACAACGAGGAGAACCAGCGCCUGCUUGUGACCCACCCUGAUAUGGCCAGGCUGCUGCCUUCCUUCAUGACUUCCAGAAUCCUGGUGAUUCAACAGCAGAGCCUGGACCUACUGCUGCAGCUCACUCAGACGGAGAAUGGCCGGAACCAAGUGAUCAAGCACCUUGACAUGACCCAACUGUGUGAAGCACUGCUGUCAUUUCUUGCCUUCUCUGAUAAGAAGGCCAAUACAGCCAUCGGAAUACUCACAGACUUGGCUCUAGAAGAAAGAUUCCAAGUCUGGUUCCAGACCAACCUUCCAGAUGUCCUCCCUGCUCUCACGGGAGCUCUGAAUCGAGAGCCCAAGAUAACCAGCCCCUCUGCCCUCUGCCAGUGCAUUGCUCUGUUGGGAAACAUCAGCGCUGAGCCAACUGCCAGAAAACACAUGAUAGCUCAUGAAGAAUUUGGGAAUGCCUGCUUGGACCUCCUGGUCAAGUGUGAAGAGGACAUGGACUUAUUCAGAGAGAUCACAUAUACCCUCCUAGGACUCAUCAUGAACUUGUGUCUUGAAAUCACCUUCCUCUCUGAGAUGUGGGUUGUGAAGAUGAGCCGGAAGUGCCUGUCUCUACUGAACAGCAAGGAUGGAGGAAUCUUAACAAGAGCGGCAGGUGUUCUGAGCCGGACCCUUUCUUCCUCUCAGACCAUUGUGGAGGAGGCCCUGACAGCAGGAGUGGUCAAGAAAAUGAUUAAAUUCCUGAGGAUGGGAGGCCAGACUGCAUCACGUUACGCCAUAAAGAUACUGGCUAUCUGCACGAACAGCUGUCAUGCAGCUCGGGAAGAAGUAGUGAGACUUGAUAAAAAGUUUGACCUUUUGAUGCUGCUGCUUGCCUCUGAGGAUGAAAUUCUGGCGGGCAAUGCUGCCCUCUGCCUUGGCAACUGCAUGGAAGUGCCCAGUGCAGCCCCUUCCUUGCUGAAGACGGACAUCGUGAGGGUGCUCUUGAAGCUGGCAGGCAGCGACUCAAAGGAGACAGGCGUACAGCUGAAUGCAGGCAUCGCUCUGGGGAAGCUGUGCACUGCUGAGCCCAGGUUUGCUGCCCAACUGCGAGAGCUUCACGGGAUACAAGUUCUCAACUCUACAAUGAAACACUUGAAUGAUUCUUGAAAGACACGGUGCCAGUGUAAAAGCCUGUGAGCACACACACACACACACACACACACAACUCUGGGCCAGGGGUCACUGCUCUGCUAAUAAAUUCUUUUUAAAUAUUUAGCUCCAAAACUGGAUGUCUGCCGGGUUUUUGCUGGGAAGAAGAGAGCAGGUGGCUACCACAGUAGAAACUGCUGCUCUAACAACUGAUGCUUGCUCUAGCAUCCAUCUCCCAUGCCUUUGACCUGCUCCUUCAUUUUCUACUGAGGCUGGAAAACAGCCUAUCAAAAGCCUCAUUUCCCAGGCACCCUUGCAGCAACACCACUAGAUGAGAACUAGAUCCUGAGGGAAGCAUCAGGGGUGUUUGGUACUGACACCUUAGCAUCUGCCUGCAGCACUCAGCCCUAUAAAAGACUGGUGGUAGCACCAGGGUGGCAGCAGCUACCUGAAUCCCAACUGCAUCUGUGGCAUGUGCUUUUGAAUCCAGUGGGUUAAGUGAUGAUGGGUGGCUCCCCUGACAAGGGAGCUGUUUCUAGUCCUGGGCCUGGGGGUCAGCAUUAGCAUCUGGCUGCUUUCUUACAAGUACCCCAUGUUAGGUGUAAGAUGGUUCUGGACUGAAAGUGAGAGAACACAGGCUUUUAUUUGCAGAAACCCAGUUGGAAGUCUGGAUGAAAAUCACUAACCUGGAGCCCUCUGUGUGGGACCAGUGCACUGUGGGCAGCUGGUAAGAGCUCACUGGAGUAUUCUACAAUGGGGCUGUAACAGUGUCCCCAGGUGCCAGGCAGGUGCCAGGCCUCAGCAGAGAAGGUGGGACCUGCCCAUUCCAUGGCCUCAUGCAAACAAACCUCCUUCAAGCAGCCAAAUUGCAAGGGAGAUGUGUGACGGUAAACAGAGCAGAGAGGAAAAGUAGAGGUUGCAGAAUCUGCAGCUUUCAAAGAACUCGGCAGGGCUUGGAAGGUGGCAUCGGGGUGCAGAAUCAACAGGCUGGUCUCCAUUGCAAGGUUCAUGCCUCUCUCAUGCUGCUACAUUCCUCCUCUCUGACUCUGAAAAUGGCUGCCGUAGGUAGAACCCCAUCCCCAAAGAGUGGGGACUGUCACAUUCCACUGUGCUUGAGAGUUCACGCACAGAGUUGUAAUCUUCACGCUGGCGGUGGGGUGGUUGCACACACUCGACAGGUGGAGAGACAUGCCUUACAAACUAGCCAUCUCGCAUCUCGUAACCUCACAAGGAUACCAUGAGGCAGAUAUUGUCUUCACUAUAGAUGUAAAGAAACCAAGACUUCCAUGCCUGGGGCCAUGUAUUCUGUAAAUAGAGGAGUCAGAAGUUAAGGGCAAACUAAAGACUCAAAAGUUUGUUUGUUUGUUUUUAACUUUUUUCUAAUGUAAAACAUUUCUCUCCUUGUUGAAUGUGGCUUGCAAGAAACAUCUAAUUUUUU
This is a messenger RNA of Mus musculus (house mouse), 3630 nucleotides long. RefSeq names its product tetratricopeptide repeat domain 12 (gene Ttc12). Gene Ontology annotation, biological process: axonemal dynein complex assembly; sperm axoneme assembly. NCBI's taxonomy places the organism in Eukaryota, Metazoa, Chordata, Mammalia, Rodentia, Muridae. Bases 96 to 2210 code for a protein of 704 amino acids. Gene Ontology annotation, cellular component: centrosome; cytoplasm. The transcript has 22 exons. The record is from RefSeq and is marked provisional.